Messenger RNA from Cinara cedri, 300 nucleotides. The record is from the annotation of a GenBank genome assembly. NCBI's taxonomy places the organism in Eukaryota, Metazoa, Arthropoda, Insecta, Hemiptera, Aphididae.
AUGACCAACAUUGAAGAUCUGAUCUUUAAAGUGUAUCCAGAUGUAGCUCUUAUUGACCAAAAAGAUUAUCAAUGGAUGCGUGAAAGGGUAAUUUUAGCUGCCAGGAAUAUAAGCGUUGACCCCAUUAACAACAAAAUAAUGGCUAAAUUACCUGAUGACAGCGUUGACUUUGCUAUUGAUACCGUCAUAGAUCAAAAAGGCGUGGUACAUUAUCCUCGAGUAUUUUUAAACUCAUUUAAUCCUUGUGGACUACCCCCACAUUUAUUUAAAUUAAAAAUUGGCACUCCCAUUAUUUUAUAA